Molecule: messenger RNA, 2376 nt
Organism: Eremothecium gossypii ATCC 10895
Lineage: Eukaryota; Fungi; Ascomycota; Saccharomycetes; Saccharomycetales; Saccharomycetaceae
Gene: TEC1
Product: Tec1p
Exons: 1
Coding region: 1-2376 (791 amino acids)
Biological process (GO): regulation of transcription by RNA polymerase II
Cellular component (GO): transcription regulator complex
Molecular function (GO): DNA-binding transcription factor activity, RNA polymerase II-specific; RNA polymerase II cis-regulatory region sequence-specific DNA binding
Source: RefSeq, marked provisional
AUGAAUGAGGAGGGCGCAGGAGCGCGGUUUGAGAACCUGUUCAAUUCGCAGAUGUACUACGGGGACGGGCGCGACGGGCGCGACGGGCGGGAGGGGGGCGGCGGGCGGCGGUGGCACCCGAGCCAGACGCGGGUGUUCGAUGUGUUUCUGGGCGACAGCCCGCGCGUGCGGCAGCCCGACAUCUUCGCGUACGAGGGCAAGGGCGGCAAGGAGGAGGAGGAGGAGGAGGGCGUGGCGCUGGUGAACACGGGGCAGGGGCUGGCGCGCGGCGGCGGCGCGCUGGCGCAGGAGACGCCGCCGGCGACGGCGGAUGAGGAGCGGCUGGGCGAGCAGGUGGGCGGCCUGGGCUCGCGGUCGAACUCGCUGCCCACGCCGCUGUCGACGGCGAGCCAGGGCGACAAGUGGCCGCCGCAAGUGGAGAGCGCGUUUCUGUCGGCGCUGAAGGUGAUUAUGAAGAACGGCACGUCGAAGAUCAAGCUGCGCGAGAAGAACUACGGGCGCAACGAGCUCAUCUCGCUGUUCAUCAAGCAUCGCUGUGGCGAGGUGCGCACGAAGAAGCAGAUCUCGUCGCACAUCCAGGUGUGGAAAAAGUCAAUUCUGAACAAGGUGUCCAAUAGCAUCGAGACCAACGAGUUCGAGAAGGAGCUGCUGAACCUCAUCGAGCAUGGCGCGGCGCAGACGAGCGAGAGCUGGCGCCUGUUUGAGGAGACGUUCAACGAGAUCUUGGACGCUGAGGAGUCCACCACGGACGGCUCCCUGAGCAGCGAGCGCAGCACCCCGGGUGGCGCGCAGGGCCUGCUCGUGCACUCCCCGUGUCUGACAGGCAUGGGCACACUUCCGCAGCAGCCCUCGAUCCUGGGUCCGAUGGAGUACAAGAAGGAGCCGACGACGCCGUUGGAAUACGCGCAGGAGAUAUACAGUCACCUAAAGUCCUACAAGUGCGUGCCGGUGAACACGGAACGCCAGAUAUACUCCCCGACAUUCCCGCCGGCGACUGCUACGCGGCCGCCCGUCGCGGCGAACGCGGCACCUACGGGGGACGAGUCCCAUAAACGUAUCAUAGAGGCUGCGAAGGAGGUCGAAUUCCAACAGAGGCGCCUCAUUGAGGAGCUAUUUCAGCAACAACCACAUAAUAUGAAGCAGCGGGGGCCGAUGAAGGCCCCCACCUCCUCCCCAGGUGGGUUUACUUCCUAUCGUAUGGACGACCAGAUACAGACCCCGUAUUCUGCCGGUUAUCCCUCGAAUAACAAGCCAAUGCCUCGCUAUUAUGGGGUUUCUUCGCAACAGCGUUACGCAUAUCCUAUGUUACAACAGAUGAGUUUUUCUACUUGGGUUCCUCGUAUGUCUCCAACGUCGCAUGGGUAUCCAUCUCAGCAGCAAUCGCCGUUGGCACCGCAAGUGGCAUUGCAUCAGCAGCACCUCCAGCAGAGGCCGCAGUCUUCUCACAUGCUUUCCCAGCAGCAGCAGCAGCAGCAGCAGCAACAACAACAGCAACAGCAGCAGCAGCAGCAGCAGCAGCAACAGGAACAGCAGGAACAACAGCAGCAUUCCCCUGCACAACACGCUCAGCAGUCACAGUCACGUCAACCUGUACAAAACUCUCAACAGCACUCGCUAUCACAGUCGCCAGUACUCACGCAACAACAGGUCUCGUUGCAACAACACUCACAGCAGCGCCCACACCCUCAGCACCCACAGCAGCAACACCUGCAGCAGCUGCAGCAGCAUUCGCGGCAAAUCCAUCUACAAUCUUCCGAGCAGCAAACACGGUCAUCACAGCAAUCUCAACCACCACCACAACCGUCAUCGCAACAUCCACAGUCAUCUCAAAAACGGCAUCAACAGCCGCAACUUCAACAUCAUUUGCCGCUGCAACUUCAGCACCCACCUCAAACUCACCAUCCACAUCACCACUUACAGCAGCAACAAAACCACCUACAACAGCACCACCUACAGCAGCAGCAGCAGCAGCAGCAGCAGCAGCAGCAAGCACAGCAGCAGUCACAACUUCAGAAUCCAGAAAAGCAGCAUUUACACAAGCAGCCAGCUUCGCCACCACCACAACCCCAAGCACAACCUCAAGUACAGCAACAAGCCCAGCAGCAACAGCAGCAAGCACAACAUCAAUCAUCGCAACCACCGCAACAGCAGGCACAACCCCAAGCACAAGCACAAGCACAACCACCUUCAACAGCACCGGCACCUCAACAACAUCAACGCCAACCAAACCAGCCACAGGCACCACAACCUCACCCGAACUCACAAGAAAUCACGCAGCAGCUUCCACAUCGACAGGCCCAUGCGCUGCAACAGACACAGCCAGCACAGGCAAUCAGCCCUCAUAACAAAGAAUACAGUGGUGACGAGUCUGCCUGA